AUGGUAGCUACACGCAGCGUUCGCGUGGCUAUGCUCAAUGCGGACAUACCGGUACCAAACGUCCGCGCAAAGGCUGCUUCAUAUGGUGCCAUCUUUCAAUCUCUAUUGGCAGCAGCCGCAUCGCGCAUCCGCUCCGGGACGAGCAUACACUCGUCAGAAUUCGACGUCGUCCAGGGCCAAUAUCCUGAGGAGCUUGCUGAUUUCGAUGCGAUUCUGAUUACUGGUUCGGCGGCUUCGGCACAUGAUGAUGCAGAGUGGAUUCGCAGGUUGGACGCCUACGUGCUGGACGUGUACCAAAACCACCCAAGGAUAAGAAUGUUUGGUAGCUGCUUCGGGCAUCAGUUGCUAUGUCAGAGCUUGCUCAGAGAGUUCGGUGUAUGCGUCGAGAAGGACCCGAACGGUUGGGAACUGGGCGUGCAGGAGAUAACGCUCUCGCCGAGGUUCUGUGAAGCUGUCGGCAGAGGUCAAAGUGAUUCCCAGUCACUGCGGCUGCAGUUCGUGCACGCCGACCAUGUCAAGAUCCCCGAACCAGAGCGUUGGCCAGAUAGCUGGAUAUUGGUGGGAAGCACAAGCCAUUGCGUCGUCCAAGGAGUAUACGAGCCAGAAAGGGUCCUCACACUGCAAGGCCAUUUCGAGUUCGAUCGUUUCAUCAACUCGGAGACUUUGAAAGUGUUCGGCGCAGCUUGGGAGCCAUGGCGGUUGGAUCAAGCUCUCAAGGCCGUAGAUGCCGACGAUGACGCGGAAAGGGCAGCUGAAAUGGUGGCUCGAUUUUUGACAGAGGGUCGCAGCAACAGAGAUGCAUACGACUCUGUAAAUGGUCUCUUGACACCCCCUGUUGAGUUCCCAGAGUGA
This is a messenger RNA of Neoarthrinium moseri, 852 nucleotides long. RefSeq lists its product as uncharacterized. The coding region runs from base 1 to 852 and encodes 283 amino acids. The transcript has a single exon. The record is from RefSeq and is a predicted model, not a curated record. Lineage: Eukaryota; Fungi; Ascomycota; Sordariomycetes; Amphisphaeriales; Apiosporaceae. Gene Ontology annotation, cellular component: nucleus; cytosol.